Messenger RNA from Daktulosphaira vitifoliae (grape phylloxera), 1435 nucleotides. It is a transcript of the gene Las, whose product is annotated as lipoyl synthase, mitochondrial. NCBI's taxonomy places the organism in Eukaryota, Metazoa, Arthropoda, Insecta, Hemiptera, Phylloxeridae. Gene Ontology annotation, cellular component: mitochondrion. Gene Ontology annotation, molecular function: lipoate synthase activity; 4 iron, 4 sulfur cluster binding. The coding region runs from base 122 to 1246 and encodes 374 amino acids. Gene Ontology annotation, biological process: lipoate biosynthetic process. The record is from RefSeq and is a predicted model, not a curated record. The transcript has 7 exons.
UCAGUUGUUGAUAAUGAGAGAUAAAUGAUCUAUUAAACUUUUAACUACCUUGAAUUUUUAAUGUUUAGUUUUUGGGAUUAAGUGUAAAUUGUCAAUUAUGAUAUAAGGUAGUUUAUGUAAAAUGUCAUUAUUGAUAAACAAACUAGGAUCGUACUGUAAAACUAAUUAUAUUAUCGUACAAAGUUCAAGAACAAAAUCAACUGUGAGAGAUAAAUUUCGUGAAACACUUCAAAAUGGUCCAGAUUUAAUUGAUUUUAUAAAUGAUGCACCUGAAACAAAACCAUACAAUGGUAAGCUGCGCCGAGCUAAAGGCGAAGAAGAAAGACUGCGUUUACCACCAUGGCUUAAGACUCAAAUACCAACCGGUGAAAAUUUUUCUAGAAUUAAAGAACAGUUAAAAGAUUUAAAUUUACAUACUGUAUGUGAAGAGGCUAGAUGUCCUAAUAUUGGAGAAUGUUGGGGAGGAGGUAAACAUGGAACUGCUACAGCAACUAUUAUGUUAUUAGGUGAUACUUGUACUAGAGGUUGUCGAUUUUGUUCAGUAAAAACUUCUAGAGCUCCAAUGCUACCUGAUUUAAAUGAACCUAUUAACACUGCUCAAGCAAUUGCAUCAUGGGGCUUAGAUUAUAUUGUUUUAACAUCAGUUGAUCGUGAUGAUCUAAAAGAUGGCGGUGCUGCUCAUAUUGCAAAAACUGUAAUAGAAAUAAGAAAACGUAAUCCUAAUAUUAUGAUAGAAUGCUUAGCACCAGAUUUCCAAGGCUCUGUUGAACUUAUAAAAAUCAUUGUUGAUUCCGGUCUAGAUGUUUUUGCCCAUAAUGUCGAAACUGUUGAAAAAUUAACACCAUUUGUUAGGGAUAGAAGAGCAAAUUAUAGACAAUCUAUGUCAGUUUUAAGAUCAGCUAAAGAAUUAAAUCCAACUCUAAUUACAAAGUCAUCUAUUAUGUUAGGGCUUGGCGAAACUGAUGAACAAAUUCUUCAAACUUUAAAAGAUUUAAAAGAUUCAUUAGUGGAUUGUGUAACACUUGGUCAGUAUAUGCAACCAACAAAACGGCAUUUAAAAGUUGUUGAAUAUGUUACACCUGAAAAGUUUAAAUAUUGGCAAGAAAUGGGGGACAAAUUGGCUUUUAUGUAUACUGCUAGUGGACCUCUUGUUCGUAGCUCAUACAAGGCUGGUGAAUACUUCAUUGGAAAUGUAUUAAAAAAACGAAGAAAAGUGAUAACAUCUGAAUCCUUAGAUAGUUCAUGACAGUUUUAAUUUAUAUUUUUAUUUAUUGUUAUUAUUAAAUUGUUACAUUUUUUUGUGUUUUUUAAAAUAUGUUAUUUAAUAGCUAGAAAAUUAUUUUUUUGUGACUGUUUUAAUCAUUUAAUAAUAUACUUUUUGUUCAUCUAGUUGAAAAAUACAAAUUUCAAACAAAUUUGAUUAAUUAAUUCAAAA